AUGACCGCGUUGACCAAAGGGCGUGCCUUAUCUGUGGGGAUCGUGCCACAGGACUGCAUUAUGGCAUCAUCUCCUGUGAGGGCUGCAAAGGAUUCUUUAAGCGCAGCAUCUGCAAUAAGAGAGUAUACCGAUGCAGCCGCGAUAAGAAUUGUGUCAUGUCGCGAAAGCAGAGGAACCGUUGCCAGUACUGUCGCCUCCUUAAGUGCCUUCAGAUGGGAAUGA
Molecule: messenger RNA, 222 nt
Organism: Staurois parvus
Lineage: Eukaryota; Metazoa; Chordata; Amphibia; Anura; Ranidae
Source: the annotation of a GenBank genome assembly